GCGGAGGCUGGGUGGUAGGGUGUGCGAUGCUGAUGGGCACGCGCGCGCGCGCGCCGGCCGCUGAGUUCCUUUGGGGAGUAGGGGAGCUCCAGGCACCAACCCGCACGCGCCGUCCGGGGCCGCGCGCGAGACCAAAGGUGGUGCGGCGUGUUUGGUAUUCCGGGCGCGGCGCGCGAGGCGUCACUCCCAGGGUGCAGGCCCCCCGCCGUCCUCCACACCCUCCCGCCUUCCCCGUUCGGUCCCUGUGUAGUUCCCGCGCCCCCACGUGCGCGUACUGAGCAAGGGUGGGGGCUUGAGGGGUGGUACGAGACAAAAGGGCGCGGGGUUCAGCCCGCCAUGGCCUCCCGGAGCCUGGGGGGCCUGAGCGGGAGUCGCGGCGGCUCCAAGAAGAGCCUGAGCGCCCGCAAUGCUGCGGUGGAGAGGAGGAACCUGAUUACUGUGUGCAGGUUUUCUGUGAAGACCCUGAUUGAUCGAUCCUGCUUUGAGACAAUUGAUGAUUCUUCUCCUGAAUUUAACAAUUUUGCAGCUAUUUUGGAACAGAUUCUAAGUCACCGGCUCAAAGAGAUUUCCCAAAGUUGCAGAUGGCUGGCUCAUCUCCAAAUACCACUUCAAGGUCAGAUAACCUGGUUUGGUUAUGAGAGUCCUCGUAGCUUCUGGGACUAUAUCAGAGUGGCUUGCCGGAAAGUUUCACAGAAUUGUAUCUGCAGCAUUGAAAAUAUGGAAAAUGUCAGUUCCUCAAGAGCUAAGGGUAGAGCCUGGAUCAGAGUAGCACUCAUGGAAAAACAUUUAUCUGAAUACAUCUCUACAGCUCUGAGAGACUUCAAAACAACCAGGAGAUUUUAUGAAGAUGGAGCAAUUGUGUUGGGUGAGGAAGCAAAUAUGCUUGCUGGCAUGCUGCUUGGACUCAAUGCUAUUGAUUUCAGCUUCUGCCUAAAGGGAGAAGGAUUGGAUGGCAGUUAUCCUGCUGUAAUAGACUAUACGCCAUAUUUGAAAUUUACCCAAAGUUCUGAUAGUAUCAGCAGUGAUGAGGAAGAGCUAAGGACAUUGGGAAGCAGCGGCAGUGAAAGCAGUACUCCAGAAAAUGUCGGACCUCCUUUCAUCAUGGAUGAAAAUAGUUGGUUCAACAAGUGUAAGAGAGUUAAACAAAAGUAUCAACUUACCCUGGAACAGAAGGGUUACCUUGAAGAACUCUUACGGCUUCGAGAGAACCAAUUGUCUGAAUCUGUCUCCCAGAAUAAAAUACUACUUCAAAGGAUUGAAGAUUCUGAUCUGGCCCAUAAACUGGAGAAGGAACAACUGGAAUACAUAAUUGUGGAGCUUCAGGAUCAGUUGACUGUGCUAAAGAAUAAUGAUUUAAGAUCAAGACAAGAGUUAACUGCCCACCUCACCAACCAGUGGCCUUCCCCAGGAGCUCUGGAUGUCAAUGCUGUUGCCUUGGAUACGUUGCUUUACCGAAAACACAAUAAACAGUGGUAUGAGAAAAGUUAUCCAAGUCUUGACCAGUUAUCAACAGAAGUUAGUCUUUCUCAGUCUUCACUGGAUCCAGGCCAAUCACAAGAAGGAGAUGGAAAACGAGACACACUAAAUUUAAUCAGUGAAGGUAAAGAAGACACACCCUCAUUACUUGGUCUCUGUGGGUCUUUAACGUCAGUGGCAAGCUACAAGUCUCUAACAAGCCUAAAAUCUAAUGACUACCUUGCAAGUCCUACAGCAGAGAUGACAAGUCCAGGCCUAACUCCAUCAUGAAAAAUUUUAUUUAAAAGCAGAAGAUUUUAUGUUGUAAAUGUACAGUUUACACAAGUUUGACUGCUGGGAAGACUGUUGAAGUUUUAUAUUGUUCUGGCACAUGUUUGAAAUUCUAUCACUGAAAUUAAGAGUUCAGUCUACUCCUUGUAAAAUUCUGAUUGAAAACCAAUGAUCUUGCCAUUUUUCAUUUUGAAAAUUCUCAUUAUUUGCAUUGAGGAAUGUCAUUCAAGUAGUUUUAAAAGUGAAUAGACUUCUAAAAAAGCUUUCAAAGAUCCUCCAAAUUAAUAAUCCAUUGCAAACUGUACAUAUUUAUUAUUCAGCUUAUUUUCAUGUAUUUGUUUAAAUAUAUUUUAGUCACCAGAGACUGAGUUCAAGUUUCUUUCUGGAGACUUAGGCUAAGUAUUUCAUUUUGCUCUUUUAUUCAAUGAUUGGUUUUUUAAAAAUGGCUAAAAAUUUUCAUUUUCUCAAUUUCUUCCUAGGUUCUAAUAUUUAAAUGCCUCCUUUUUAAUAUGAAGCUAAGGUCCUCAGCUGUUGUUUCAUAGUGGCUUAUUCAGUUUUUCUUUAUCAUUUUGAAUCAGCUUAACAUUCCACUUAACAUUUUAUAUAUUUUGUAGGACUGUGCCUUUUUAGGCAGUUACUAAUGAAUUUGUUAAGGUAGGGAAUGUAUUUUACAGUAUUUUAGGCCCUUUAGGUAAACUAAAAACCAAAUUUCUUACCUUUGUUUUCCCAAGAUUUUCUUAAAAGGUUAUUGAUUUAAAAAUAUGAUCAAGUAUGCCUCGAACAUUGAAAACAGUAACAAAAGUUCAAAAAGUAUUUAUCAGGAAAGAUUUCAAAUCUUUAGAUUAGAUAACUGGAGGUAUGGAAAAUGGAAUUUAAAGCAAUCUUAUGAAAUUAGGGAUUCACAAAGUUUAAGGAUCAGUAGGGUCAUCACCAUACUUAAUAAAUAUAUCAGACACAAAGUGCAUUAUUUUUUCUUUCAUGUCUACCAAUAAAUUAUGUAUAUUUUACAGCCUCUGUCGUUAAUUAUGCCAUUAUCCCAUCUUACAACUAAUGCAAAUGUUAAAAAUCUCUACACUUUUGCAGGUAAUAUAUUACUUUUCUUCUUUAAAAAGCUAUGAUCUGUAUUUUAAGUCUUUUUGCAACAACUGCAAAUAAUGUGUCCCUAAAAAUUCUACCACACUGAGAGAAAAUGUGUGAAGCAUAUUUUCUACAGUAAAUAAGAUGAGGAAAACAUGAUUAGUUGUGCCAAAGAAGUUUUAUACAUUGUUUAUACGAAGAGGCUACAAUAUGUAUAAUACUUCAAUAUGUAUAACAGGGGACUUAAUAUGCUAUGUUUAUUAAUAAAACAUUACAUUCAAGCUUAGAAGCUUUGACAUAUAGGAAGAAUGUUCCUCCUCAAAACAAUUUGAGAGGAGACAAAAAAGAAAGUUCUGAACUUACCACAUUCAUUCUUUGUAUUAGAAAUGUAGGAGUGUGGUGGUUCCCUGCAAGGCUGAAAGAAUUUAAGAUAAUAAAUAGUAGUAAGUCUAGUCUUAUUUAUAAAUAAUACAAUGCAAACCAUGUCAUUUCAGGGAUAAAGGAGACCCGGAAGUCCUUAAAGUAAGUUCUAUCUUGUAUGUGCCAGAACUUACUCAGAGCUUUUUUCCUUUAGCUUAAGGCUUUGUUACAUGUAGAAAUGCAAAUAUACUUGAGAAAGGGUACCUUUAAUCUAUUCUCAGUCCUGUAUAGCUUAUUGUAAGUGAGGUAUCCAAAGCAGUUUUUAAUCAGCAUGAAGGAUGGAAAGAAGGUAUGCAAUGGGAGCACUGCUAACUUUGAGAAGGGAGGAAGGAAAUGGAUGGGGAAUAGAACAGUGAAGCAAAAACACAGGAACAAAAACCAUACUUCAAAAAUUUUAGAUUGGCUUGAGCAGUAUUGCUGAUUUCCUAAGAACUAUCAGAAUGUUUAAAGGCUUUAUCAUUCAUGGCCCACUCUCAAUUGACAUUUAUAAUCCCUUAGUUAAAAGAAAAUUAUUUUUUUCCAUACAUUUUUAUAAUAUAGAAAGGAAAUUCAAGGUUGCAUAAUUGAUAAUUUUUUUCAGGUUUAAUAUAUGCAGUACUUGUACAUCAUCUUACUACCAUGCUGCUAAAUGCAGAUUUAAACAUGACAUCUGAGAAUCAUGACUUUUCCUCAUUUCUUGGAGCUCUUGGUAUAAAAAUUCAUCUCCAAUUGUGAAGUUCAGGUUUCUACACAGUUCAUUUUACACUAAUUAUAGUUUGUUAAUGUUUGCAUGAGGAAACAAUGUAUGUCUCAAUCUUCAAUUUUAGGAGAUAGUGUUUACUGUACCAAAAAAAGAAUGCUGAAUUAUAUGCUGAUAUCUCCAUGUGUAUUUUGUUGCUUUGAUGUACUGUAUUUGUUGCAUGUGUAUUAAACAUUUUGUACCUCCAA
Molecule: messenger RNA, 4170 nt
Organism: Choloepus didactylus (southern two-toed sloth)
Lineage: Eukaryota; Metazoa; Chordata; Mammalia; Pilosa; Megalonychidae
Gene: RUNDC3B
Product: RUN domain containing 3B
Exons: 12
Coding region: 337-1746 (469 amino acids)
Source: RefSeq, a predicted model, not a curated record